This is a messenger RNA of Dentiscutata heterogama, 1541 nucleotides long. Lineage: Eukaryota; Fungi; Glomeromycota; Glomeromycetes; Diversisporales; Gigasporaceae. The record is from the annotation of a GenBank genome assembly.
AUGGAACCAUUGAGAUUCAUCCAUCCAAGGCUUCAACCGGCCCUCCUUUACGUAUAGACGAUGAUCCAACUUUUCUUUUGCUCUUAGAUGUUCCCCAUAAUUCAAAUGAACCAACAACUUCUUUAGUGGUAACUUUCCAUAUUCACCUAAAAGAACGUGCUGGAAGUUUCGAAGUUCGAGCAUACGAAUCUUUACCGAAUUUGGAAAACUCUAAUGGAGGAUCGGCUUUUGGAUUGAUACCAAUCGUUUUGCAAGUUGGUGAAGAAAGAUUGGUAAAGGAUUUUAAGAGUUAUGGUCAAAGAGUUGUAAUGUUGUGUGAAUCGAAUGAAAUUAUUUUAUGGAAUUUGAAAAAGCAUUGGGAUAGUUCUCUUCGUUUUGAAUGGCAUAGUACAAUCUCUCUUCCAAAUUCAUAUCCAGUAACAAGCCUUUGCGUUACGCAGGGUUUUAUUUUUUUUAGUUCCACCACUUUCAAAUCAAAAUUAGAUGAAGAAUGCUUAUGCGUGAUUACAAUUAAAAAACUAUUAGCUGGCAAAUUUUGUGGGUGCUAUCAUCGUGAAGAUAAUUUGAUAAAUAAUAAAAUUUUUGAUACUGAAGUAGAUGAAAAUGAAGAUAGAGUUGGUAAUGGUAACACAGAAAAGGGUGAUAAGAAAGGGGUGAACACUAUACAGAUGCGGGCACAAGCUCCAAGGCUUGGAUGUUUGAAUGAAUGUGGUCAUUUAUGCCUUAUGCCAUUAAAUAACAUUGUAUGGAAAAAUAAUAUCAAUGAAGCUACAAUAUAUGAUCUACAAGUGAUAUCGACAGACACGAUUCUUCUUUAUACAACGCUUCCCACCUUAUUCAUCUUAUCUGCAUGCAUCAAAACAAUUAUAUUACCAAUUUCAAGUAAAUCACGUAAGACUUCAUUAGAUGAUGCACUUUCUGAAACAAAAUAUCAUACUGUGUUCUCGUGUUUUUCGUUAAAAGAUUUUCCAAUUCCAAAUUCAACCGGUGUGAAUUUGAUAAAGAAAAGUAGUAACAUUAAUGAUACUGGAAAUGUUGAAUGGGGGAGUAUUUUAGUCGGGCGAAAUGGGCUGUCUGUUGUGGUGAUUGAAAACCCUUCUGAUAAAUAUAACGUUAAUAUAGGGGAGCAAGACACACAAAUUUUGCCUCAGCAAAGUGGUGAGAUGUUAAUGGCUAGUUGGGCGAGCAUGCCAUUUGAUGCUACAGAUGGAAGUCAUAGUACAGUUUAUAUUGUGGCCGUAGAUCAAGAUGAUAUGCGAGGUUUAAAUUUUCAAAAUGAUUUUGUAUCAUCACUUGCAUUAACUGGAGCUCGUGGAAAUAAGGAAAAGGAAUGUGAAAAUGACUCUAUUUCUGCGUUUAACGAUAUCUCAUUUAAAACCAUUGGUGAUACUACAUUACUCUGGCAUGUUAUCUCUUGUCGUUUAAUACGAGCAAUUUUUGUAACUUCCCAUAUAAUGGAUGUGUGUGCACAGAGUACUGAUAUUAUGAUUGUUGCCGGAAGUAGAGAAACUACAUUAUACAUCGUUAACUGUUUAAAUUAA